UUCCCGACAGGCUCCACGCGGGGGCCAUUCUGGGCUCCUUAGCCGUGGCCGCUGCUGUCGCUACUGCCGCCGCCGUUGCUGGGGGUUCGGUGAGACCAUAGCCUGUCGCGGACCCCGUAGGGUCCGUGUCAGUCGCUGUUUUUGCCUGAGGGGUCCUCCUUCCUCCGUCGCACCCUGACUCCCGUGGUGUCGACGGGGAGUCCCUGCGGACACCUCGGCACGCGGUGGAGAUGCCUCUCUUUGCCACGAAUCCCUUCGAUCAGGAUGUCGAGAAAGCAACUAGUGAGAUGAAUACUGCUGAAGAUUGGGGUCUCAUUUUGGAUAUUUGUGAUAAAGUCGGUCAGUCGCGCACUGGACCUAAAGAUUGUCUUCGGUCUAUUAUGAGGAGGGUGAACCAUAAAGAUCCUCAUGUUGCUAUGCAAGCUCUGACUCUUCUAGGAGCAUGUGUAUCAAACUGUGGCAAAAUUUUUCACUUAGAAGUAUGUUCAAGAGAUUUUGCUAGUGAAGUAAGCAACGUAUUAAACAAGGGUCAUCCUAAAGUGUGUGAAAAAUUAAAGGCCCUUAUGGUUGAAUGGACAGAUGAAUUUAAGAAUGAUCCACAGCUCAGUCUAAUAUCGGCAAUGAUUAAGAACCUUAAAGAACAAGGAGUUACGUUUCCAGCUAUUGGCUCUCAGGUAGCUGCAGAACAAGCAAAAGCAAGCCCAGCUCUGGUAGCCAAGGAUCCUGGUACAGUGACUAACAAAAAAGAAGAAGAAGAUUUAGCCAAAGCCAUUGAGCUGUCCCUGAAGGAACAAAAACAGCAGUCCACCACCCUUUCCACUUUGUAUCCAAGUACAUCCAACCUCUUAACUAACCACCAACACGAAGGCCGAAAAGUUCGUGCUAUAUAUGACUUUGAAGCUGCUGAAGAUAAUGAACUUACUUUUAAAGCUGGAGAAAUUAUUACUGUUCUUGAUGACAGUGAUCCCAACUGGUGGAAAGGUGAAACCCAUCAAGGCAUGGGGUUAUUUCCCUCUAAUUUUGUAACUGCAGAUCUCACUGCGGACCCAGAAAUGAUAAAAACGGAGAAGAAGACGGUACAAUUUAGUGAUGAUGUUCAGGUAGAAACAAUAGAGCCAGAGCCAGAGGAACAAGCCUUUAUUGAUGAAGACAAAAUGGACCAGUUGCUACAGAUGUUGCAAAGUACAGAUCCCAGUGAUGAUCAGCCAGAUCUUCCGGAGUUACUUCAUCUUGAAGCAAUGUGUCACCAGAUGGGACCUCUUAUUGAUGAAAAACUGGAAGAUAUUGAUAGAAAACAUUCAGAACUCUCAGAACUUAAUGUUAAAGUGAUGGAGGCACUUUCAUUGUAUACCAAGCUAAUGAAUGAAGAUCCAAUGUAUUCCAUGUAUGCAAAAUUACAGAAUCAGCAGUAUUAUAUGCAGUCAUCUGGUGUUUCUGCCUCUCAGGUAUAUCCAGGGCCUCAAAGUGGUACUUACCUGCUUGCAGGGAAUGCCCAGAUGAGCCAUCUCCAGAGCUAUAGUCUUCCUCCAGAGCAAUUGUCUUCCCUCAGCCAAGGAGCAGUUCAACCCUCUGCAAACCCUGCCCUUCCUGCUCAGCAGACUCAGGCUUCUUACCCUAGCUCAAUGGUCAGUUCUGUUCAAGGAAAUACAUAUCCCAGCCAGGCGUCAGUGUAUAGUCCUCCUCCUGCUGCUGCUACUGCUGAUGUCACUAUAUACCAGAAUGCAGGAACUAGUAUGUCCCAUGUGCCAAACUAUAGUUUAACGUCAUCAGCACUGCCUCAACCAGGAGGCAGUCAACAGCCACCUCAGCCACAGCAACCAUAUUCUCAGAAGGCUCUGCUAUAGGAUUUGGGAUUCCUCUUUGAUCUGCUAAAUGCCGCUGACAAUGUUAGAGAUUCUUUUGAUAUCUUAAGGUUUGUUUAUCCUCAGCUUAUAGGAAUCUGUCGUGGUCAACAAGUUCAAAUAUUCAAGAUUAUGUUGUCAAGAAGGUAGAACUCUCUUCAGUUUGCAUUGACUUUUCAGAGGUUCUCCCACUCCACCCCACCCCUCCCAGAGGAAUGAAACUACUUACAACAUUUAAUUCUUUUCAUCAUAUGAAAGAAUUGAUAUAAGAUUAUUUGUCUCAUAAAAUUACCUGGUCUGCAAGAAGUCAAACUUAACAAAAAUUGUUGUGGCAAAUAUUAUGUACAUAUAUUGCUGUGUAACUUCAUUAGUGGCCAUUUUUGAAUCACAAUGGUGAUCAUGUGAAUAU
Myotis davidii is the source of this 2250-nucleotide messenger RNA. It is a transcript of the gene STAM, whose product is annotated as signal transducing adaptor molecule. Gene Ontology annotation, biological process: protein transport to vacuole involved in ubiquitin-dependent protein catabolic process via the multivesicular body sorting pathway. The coding region runs from base 231 to 1844 and encodes 537 amino acids. The record is from RefSeq and is a predicted model, not a curated record. Gene Ontology annotation, cellular component: ESCRT-0 complex. Gene Ontology annotation, molecular function: phosphatidylinositol binding; ubiquitin binding. The transcript has 14 exons. NCBI's taxonomy places the organism in Eukaryota, Metazoa, Chordata, Mammalia, Chiroptera, Vespertilionidae.